CAAGAACAUAUUAUUGCAGAGAUGAGAUAACCAAUGUUACCAAACGCGUGCAUUGCCUAAAUCUUUUCCCUCACAAGUCUCCCUUCUGAUCAGCUCUAACCUCUCUCUCUCUCUCUCUCUCUCUAAUAGAUACCCUAGUAAUCAAUUUCUUUAGAGAGUACACUCGAAAAAACAACUCUUGAAUGGUUGAGACCGUCUGGACUCUCAUGCUUUCAUCUCCAUCAUCUGCGCUUACUGCGCAAUUUCAUCUGAUUCUCUUUCCCUCUCUUCUUCUUCUCCAACCCUUCCUUUCUUCUUCCUUUGGUUCCCGCAAGGAAGCCUGGUAUUACCGCUGCCUUGGCCUUGACCCCUAAAUCUAUCAAAUCCCUUUACCCUUCCACCUUUUAAUUCGUUAAUUUGUAGCUUUUUUUGUUUGUUAAUUCCGUUUAAGAUGAAGGGAAGUAGUGUGUCGGAGAAAAUGAUGGGUCACAAGCAGCAGCAGGAGAAGAAGAAGAAGAAGAGUUUCGAUCAAAGUAGUCGUCAGGUUUCGAAGAAAAAUAGGUUCUUGAUCACUGUGAAUGUUCUGGGCAGCGCCGGGCCGAUAAGGUUUGUGGUGAAUGAAGACGACCAUGUUUCGGCUGUUAUUGACACAGCUUUGAAGAUCUACGGCCGUGAAGGACGCCUCCCAGUUCUUGGUUCUGAGGCCAGUGGCUUCCUUCUCUAUCCAGUCAAUGCAGGAUCAGAUGCUUUGAAUCCAUCGGAGUCUAUAGGCUUGUCUGGGGCAAGGAAUUUUAUACUGUGCAAGAAGCAGAUCCAACCACAGAUGACAGAAGCGAGGUCAGAGAUGAUCGCCCAGAAGAGAAGCAGUAGCUGGAAAUCAUGGCUCAAUAAGUCCUUUAACUUCAACAUAUUGUCUCAUUAAGUUAAUCAUCUUUAAUUAAGUGCUGCUGCUGCUGCAAUGUUACUUACAAUAUUAAUUAGCUAAAGAGGACGGCUGAACAACUACUAUUUAGCGAUUACUGCUCCUCCAUGCUUUGAACUUCUUGUGGUUUCUUAUCAUUAUUGUGAACUUUCCAUGUUAUGAACGCCUAAGAUUUACGUACAAGGUUUGUCUUUUCUGAUUGUUU
Diospyros lotus (date-plum) is the source of this 1106-nucleotide messenger RNA. RefSeq lists its product as uncharacterized. The transcript has 2 exons. NCBI's taxonomy places the organism in Eukaryota, Viridiplantae, Streptophyta, Magnoliopsida, Ericales, Ebenaceae. The record is from RefSeq and is a predicted model, not a curated record. The coding region runs from base 431 to 901 and encodes 156 amino acids.